Jatropha curcas is the source of this 965-nucleotide messenger RNA. RefSeq lists its product as hypothetical. Gene Ontology annotation, molecular function: metal ion binding. The record is from RefSeq and is a predicted model, not a curated record. NCBI's taxonomy places the organism in Eukaryota, Viridiplantae, Streptophyta, Magnoliopsida, Malpighiales, Euphorbiaceae.
AGCUCUAAUACCUAAGUCAAAGCUCAUCUUAAGAUUCAACUCUUUUUAUACACUCUCUCCUACCUAAAAGAUCCAAAUUUCUCUAUUAACCUUACCUUUUCUCCUCUCAGAUAGACAAGGCAUCCACCUAUCAAUUUACCUUCAAGAACACCCUUCUCUCUCUAUCUCAGGCUCAACCAUGACCACCAAGAAAUCAAGCAAGAAGAUGAAGGGAUUUAUGUGCCAGUCUAGGGCAGCAACUGCUAUUUGCACAGCAGGUGAUCCACGCUCUAUGAUAGUGCCAAGAACUACUAGUGUAAAGUACUCAAGACUUGCAGAGCCUUCUUCUUCUUCUUCAUUGAAGUUACUUCCACCAGCAACUAGUAGAUCUGUUCUUGUUUCAUCCAUCAAGAAACAAGAAAACGAUAAUAAGUAUAAUGAUAAUGAUAAUAUUAGCAACAAGAAGAAGAGUACAAAGGAAUAUUAUAAAACUAGAUUACCAAUGCAGAAACCACCUUCAGUUUUGCCUUCAUCUGAUCAGCAACAAGUUUUCCAGGUUGUUGUCAUGAGAGUUUCUCUUCAUUGCCAAGGGUGUGCUGGGAAAGUGAAGAAACAUCUAUCUAAAAUGGAAGGAGUGAGUUCCUUCAGCAUCGAUUUGGAGACAAAGAGGGUGACUGUGAUGGGACGUGUUUCUCCUGUGGGAGUCCUUGAGAGCAUUUCCAAGGUUAAACCAGCUGAGUUUUGGCCUUGCUGAAGACAAUAAUUGAAAUUGAACCCCAUUUUCUACUUAAUUACCUUUGUUUUGGGUAAUUAUUUUAUUUAAUUAAAAUAAAAGAAAAGAAACUGUAUCAUGUAGACAGAAACACUGAUACCAAUAGGUAUUGUUGUUGUUGUUAUUUCCAAGAGCAGCUUGUACAGAAAGCUAUAAGAAGGUUGUUGCUAAAAACAUUUGUCAGCCCUUCAACUUUUACAAAUUUUCCUGCUGA